Molecule: messenger RNA, 1338 nt
Organism: Mytilus californianus (California mussel)
Lineage: Eukaryota; Metazoa; Mollusca; Bivalvia; Mytilida; Mytilidae
Product: thiamine transporter 2-like
Exons: 5
Coding region: 1-1338 (445 amino acids)
Biological process (GO): transmembrane transport; vitamin transport
Cellular component (GO): plasma membrane
Molecular function (GO): vitamin transmembrane transporter activity
Source: RefSeq, a predicted model, not a curated record
AUGGACUGGAAGGUAUUGACCUUUCUGGUAUGUUUGUAUGGCUUUCUAAAGGAGUACCGACCAUCUGAAGCCUAUUUGUCAGAUUAUUUAACUGGGCCAUGGAAGAAUCUUACAGUGAAAGAAGUAAACAAUGAAAUCUAUCCUGUAUGGACUUAUGCUUACCUUGUAUGGCUCGUGCCUGUCUUCCUUCUCACAGAUUAUCUAAGAUACCAACCAAUGUUGGCACUGGGAGGUGUAGCUUACAUUGCAACUUGGUCACUACUGCUUUGGGCACGUGGCGUUUUGGCAAUGAAAUUCAUGCAAAUAACUUUUGGCUUGGUGUCGGCAACAGAAGUAGCUUACUAUUCUUAUUUAUUUGCAAUGAUUUCUAGUGAUCGUUUCAAGAUAAUAACAAGUUUCACAAGGGCUGCAACCCUUGCUGGUCGUUUUGCAGCGUAUUUGACCGGCCAGUUGCUUGUAUCCUUCUACUUGAUGGAUUAUCAUCAGCUAAAUAUAAUAUCGUUUGUGAGUGUUUCGCUGGCUUUUCUUUUAUCUUUGACUUUUAAAAGACCCCAACAUUCUUAUAUUUUUCAAACCGAAGAGAAACAAGUCGACAAACAAGACUUUGUUGAGAUAGAAUUGAACAAGAUUGGAUUAUCAACGAGUCAAGAAAAUUCAAAUGAUCGGAAAAAUACUUUGAAACGAGGUUUCGUGUUUUUAUUGAGAGAAUUAAAGACAUUAUAUUCCGAUAAAUCUGUAUUGAUUUGGUGCUGUUUUUGGGCCUUUGCAUCAUGUGGACAUCUCCAAGUGUCGAAUUAUAUCCAGAACCUUUGGGAAGUUAUAAGUCCAGCUAAGAAAGGAACAAUUUAUAAUGCAGCAGUAGAGGCCUUUGGAACUAUUAUAAGUGUGUUGAGUGUGUUAUUAUUUGGAUUCUUGCCUACUAACUGGUCACGCCCCGGGAUUUCUGAAACAACGAUGGCCAUUGUUUGCUUCUUCAACAUCAUUGUUCUUAUCAUUAUGGCACAGUCCACCAGCAUUUGGGUUUGCUAUGCAUUUUAUAGCGCAUUCAGAGCUACCUAUCACACAGUAAUUACUUUAGCAACGUUACAGAUUGCAAAAUCCCUUUCCAAACAGAGAUAUGGCUUUGUAAUUGGAGUGAACAUGUUUAUAUCCCUUAGCGUUGAAACGCUACUAACAGUUACUGUUGUUGAUAAAGCUGGUCUUGAUGUAAAUGUACGAACACAGUUCAUGGUGUAUGGUGGAUAUUUUGGUGUUAUUGGGUGUGUGUUCCUAGCAGCAGCAUUUUACGCUGUUUACAAGAAUGGUUGUUCUUACAAAGUCAAUCGGCCAGCCGAUUAA